UCCUCUAAAGUAGCGAUGGUGUUGUGGUUUUGCACGCCGCCGACACCUCUCUGAGUGUUGUCCCGUACAGGAGACCGACUUAGGAGGGAGGUGGAGGCGUUGAGCUCACCACGCAUGGAGUUGAGCUCGGACCGGGUGGUGGCAACGCUGGAGAUGUCGCAGAUCAAAAGCAAAGACGACGAGCCUUUUGAUGGAGACGGUGACUACGAGAGCUUGCCACCUCAUGUCUCAGUGACGACCCACAUGACAGCCGGAGCCGUGGCUGGCAUACUGGAGCACACGGUGAUGUACCCCGUGGACUCUGUCAAGACAAGGAUGCAGAGCCUACAGCCUGACCCAAAUGCACAGUACAGGGGUGUGUAUGAAGCUCUGAAAAGGAUCAUCCAAACAGAAGGGAUCUUCAGGCCACUGAGGGGCCUCAACAUCACCAUGUUGGGAGCAGGGCCCGCACAUGCGCUCUACUUCGCCUGCUAUGAACGGGUCAAACGCUCACUAAGUGACGUCAUUCAGAGUGGAGGCAACAGCCACGUAGCCAAUGGUAUUGCAGGUAGUGUGGCCACUGUUCUCCAUGAUGCUGUCAUGAACCCAGCUGAAGUGAUAAAGCAGAGGAUGCAAAUGUACAACUCGCCAUAUCGAGGACUUUGGGACUGUGUUCAAACAGUAACGCGUACUGAGGGUAUGGGAGCCUUCUACCGCAGCUACAGCACACAGCUGACCAUGAACAUCCCCUUCCAGGCUGUUCACUUCAUCACCUACGAGCUGAUGCAGGAACAGUUGAACCCCCACAGACAUUACCACCCUGGCAGCCACAUAGUGUCAGGAGCAGCAGCAGGAGCCAUUUCCGCAGCAAUAACCACUCCACUUGACGUUUGUAAAACUCUGCUCAACACACAAGAGAAUGUAGCACUCAACUCCAUGAACAUCAGCGGCCACUUAACAGGAAUGGCUAAUGCUUUCAGGACAGUGUACCGGCUUGGUGGUCUAGCGGCCUUCUUCAAAGGGGUCCAAGCUCGGGUUAUAUACCAGAUGCCCUCCACUGCCAUUGCCUGGUCAGUGUACGAGUUCUUCAAGUACUUCCUGACCAAGCAGCAGCUGGAAUCAGAGGCAGGACCUCGACCAGUGUAAUGGAAAGUGUGUUGGAGCAAGCCACACCUAGACUGAAACUGAAGAAAGGAGGCUCAUACCUGAGCUCACUGUGUGCUGUUUGAGGAAAUGGCACAAGUAAUUGUCUCACAGGGAAGUGGAGGAGUGGAGGAGUGGCUGAGAAUGGCACUCCCUCUUGUUCACGUACCUGAGGUUAUGUGUUUUUAAAUGAAGAUGAUGUUGCACAACCAGGAUAUGCAACAGACCUGAUUAUUCUUAAAAGGACAGAUACACGUAGAAGAGUUAAAUAGUCAUCUUCUUCCUCCUCCACUCCACAUACACAUCAACCACAACUCUCCAAACCCUACUAUAUGUGGGGAGCGUAUAAUUAAGUUGUCUUGAAUGGUGUUUAUAGUUCGUAAUAUUGGAACUUUUUAUUUAUUUUGUUAACUUUUCGAGGCUUGUAUUUUAUGGAUGCAGAAGAAACACAAUGCUGUUUGUUUGUUUUAUUUCAUUGUGUAUUUUUUUUUUUAAAUACCCAUUAUAACACAUUCCUUAUUUUCACUCCACGGCGAACGGAACAGCUUUCCAAGUGCCUCACAAAUAUUAAAUGUUGCUUCACUUUUUUUCCUUUUGCCCUCUUGAGAAAAUAUUUAUUUUCAUAUUUGGUCCAAGUUCUAGCAAACUGAAAUUAUUAUUAUCUCUGCACCAAUUGGUCAAAUGGCAGUCUGCAGCAGUUUUUAUUUGUUGUUACAGUUUUAUGCUUUGAAUGCAAAAUACCAUGUUUUUUUUCCCUUGAGAGAGCCUCUUUAUCUCUCAGUAUCAAGUUGUGUAGGCCGUUACGGUCCAGUUAGUUACAAUGUUUAAGCGCAUUAUUACAGUGCUCCCUGAAUCACGCACAAUGAUUUUAAAGAAUCAUGCCUGUUGCAGAAGGAAGGCAGCUUUGUUUAUAUAUUUUCAAAAACAUGAAUCUAUAUUUUGAGGGUGACUAUUUCUGAGAAACUUCAUUAUGCAGGUCCAAAGGUGGAUCAGAUAAGGCUGUGACCUGAGAUGGUGGCCAUAUCUGAACCUUCAUGUGCAUUUGUACGGUGUGAUGUUUAGCUUUCGAGUGGCCUUUUUUGUUAAUGUGUGUCAUAUUGACCUUGAACCUAAAGGUUGUAGGUUAUAUAUAUAUAUAUAUAUAUAUAUAUAUAUAUAUAUAUAUAAUGUUCACUUGACUGAAAUGUUAGGUGCGGGCUUUCUGUGAUGCAAAAUGUAACGUCAUAACUUGAAACUGACCAAUGGCCUUGGACACUCUUUGUUACCGUGAGACCAGUAAAAGCCUGAUCAAAGCAGCUGCUAAGCAGGCAGUGUUAUUUCUUUUAUUUUCACUCGUCCUGUUGUAGUUACACAUUUCCUGUGUACUCACUGCUCUCUCCAGCUUCUUAACUAUUUUCCAUUCAGUAGUCAAGACAUUCCUCCAGAUAUUGAUGUAAUCCAACUAGCCGCCAGAUUUAUUUGUUUUUAAUUAUGGAGUUUUUUUUUUUUUUUCCUUCUUUUUUCCUUCCUUUGGUAAAGUUCAUAGAGUUCGUCAGAUUCCAGUGGUCUCACGAAGCCUUAAGCAACGGAUUCAUUAUGCUUGUGCAGUAGGGUAAUUGUUAAUAUACCAAAGACAUGCAUUGUAUUCUAUGCAUCUUACUUUUAACCUGUUAAUUAUGAUGCUAUUUGAUUUGCUGUGAAUUGUGUCAUUCCACCUUUUUGCCCCCACAGUUUGCACUCGUUAAUUUGCCUAAUCACUUGAAUUCUUCAGUAUCUCUCAUUUAGCUCUAGAGGCUGUAUGGGUUUGGAGCUCUAUGGCGUCAGAAAAGUUUAAUUUGUGCCUCCAAAAAGUUUCAUUGACUACUAAAGUACCCGAGCAAAAGCAGUUAAAAGUGGAAAAUGUAUGUUUAUUGUGAAUAUUUUGGAAAAUGAAAUCGUAAGCUAUAUUUUAUUUACUUAUGAGUCGGUUUAGACUGUAUAAACUAAUUAUAUUGAAUGCAAUAUGGAUUUCACUUGGAUAGUGUUUUGUCAGCUUAAAUAUAAAAGUGGCAUAAUUAAUAUAGUUUUAUUCUAAUGUGAAUCUAAUCACAGUUAGGUUAGUCUAUUGCCUGCAUUGUGUUAGUUUCUUCACUUGGAUCCACUGACAAAGCUCCACUCCUCUGAUUUUAACUUUAAUGGACAUAAUUCAAUUCAUAACAGUGAAUCAUAACUCAACAACAUCUGUGUCCAAGUACUUUUAAAGUGUCAAAAUAAUGUGUCUAAUAGAUGAUUACAUUGUAAGGAGGAGACAGGAGUGCUGAUAUUCUAUGUGGAGAUUUCCAUGAUGUAAAUAUUUUAAUGCUAUUUACGCACAAAUGUUUGAAAUCGGAGUUGGGAUGCGUUGUUGUUGAGUGCCAUCUCCAGAACAGAAUGCUUGGAGGUUUGACCAUGCAAAUAUGAAAUGAUUGUGAUGAUGCUGCUACAGUAUGUAACACUGGAGCGGAAAUAAACAUGCAAGUGACAAA
Molecule: messenger RNA, 3605 nt
Organism: Dicentrarchus labrax (European seabass)
Lineage: Eukaryota; Metazoa; Chordata; Actinopteri; Moronidae
Gene: slc25a37
Product: solute carrier family 25 member 37
Exons: 4
Coding region: 115-1125 (336 amino acids)
Biological process (GO): iron import into the mitochondrion
Cellular component (GO): mitochondrial membrane
Molecular function (GO): ferrous iron transmembrane transporter activity
Source: RefSeq, a predicted model, not a curated record